Rana temporaria (common frog) is the source of this 2434-nucleotide messenger RNA. Its product is annotated as transmembrane protease serine 9-like. Gene Ontology annotation, biological process: proteolysis. The transcript has 10 exons. The coding region runs from base 278 to 2314 and encodes 678 amino acids. Gene Ontology annotation, molecular function: serine-type endopeptidase activity. Lineage: Eukaryota; Metazoa; Chordata; Amphibia; Anura; Ranidae. The record is from RefSeq and is a predicted model, not a curated record.
ACAAUAUACUGGUGAGAGUUCCCACCGACCAAAAGGGUUACUUUGUUCUUCAUGUUAUUUUUUAUUUUUAACACAUAUAAUAGAUGGAUGAGUUCUGUAUCUUCACAACAGUCUUGGGUUCCAUCCAGGUCUAUACGAGAAGAAACCUGAGAACUGAGCAUCAUAAAUCCAUUCUUCUAAAGAAAAAGGAAACUCUAUAGAAGUGGAGAGAAACUUCUGUCCUUCUCAGAGCAGAGACACCCAGAGACCUCCGAGCAUCUCCCUCCACUCUACAGACAUGGGGGCACUCUUCGGAUUCAUCGUAUUGGCAGCAGCAUUGUCAGAUCUGGGAUCUGCGGCAAAUAAUUCAGUGUGCGGCACCCCGACGGUCUCCAACAGAAUUGUUGGCGGCACAGAUUCCGUGGAAGGCGAAUGGCCUUGGCAGAUCAGUCUCUACUUCAAAGGCCAGCAUAUUUGUGGAGGUUCCCUGAUCUCCUCACAAUGGGUGCUGACUGCAGCCCACUGCUUUGGCGAGUCAAUAUUGCCAAAGGAUUACCAAGUUUAUCUGGGGCUAAACCAGCUGCAUGUGAAUUCAACUCAUAUGGUUGUUUCCCGCGUAGAAACCAUCAUCUUGAACAGCCAAUAUACCAGCACAGGGUCCGUCGGGGACAUAGCUCUGGUAAAGCUAAGCAAUCCUGUCACCUUCACAAAAUACAUCAUGCCCAUCUGCCUGCCAACAGCCUUUGAUGACUUCCCCUGUGGCAUGGAUUGUUGGGUGACCGGCUGGGGAACAACAUCCUUUGAAGGGCAACAACCUGUUAACGGCAUCCUCCAGAAAGUUAUGGUUCCCUUAAUUGAUUCCAAAACAUGUGACCAGAUGUACCACAUGUGGUCCUUGGAAAAUCCUAACAAUGUAAUUAUCCCGGAUGAGAAGAUAUGCGCUGGCUUUGAACAUGGACAUAAGGAUUCUUGCCAGGGUGACUCAGGUGGACCUCUGGUGUGUAACGUCCAGAAUGUUUGGUACCAGGUUGGGAUUGUAAGCUGGGGAGAAGGCUGUGGCUUCUUCUUCCGUCCUGGGGUGUACACCCUUGUCACAGCCUAUCAAGCCUGGAUCAACACCUACCUGUCAGUACCAUUUACCAACGUGCCAGAAAUCCCACCACCAACCAAGACAUGUGAAGAAUUCCUCAAACCAGAGGGUUUAAUCGGUGAUGGGGCUGCUAACCUUUCAUACAACCCAUGGAUGCUCCUGGCAUUAGGCGGUCUUCUGUUCACUUCUUACAUAAAUUCACCGAAAAGCCGACCUGGUCUCAUCGUCCUUCACUCUGUACCAAUGGGGACGCUUGCUUUGCUGACCAUAAUGGCCGCAGUCCGCCAUGUUGCCUCUGUGGAAAACCCUCCGGUGUGCGGCUCUCCUGUGGUCUCCUCCAAUCGAAUAGUUGGAGGUACAGAUGCUUUGGAUGGGGAAUGGCCUUGGCAGGUCAGUCUGCAGCUUGCGAAUAUACAUUUCUGUGGGGGCUCCCUAAUCUCCCCCCAAUGGGUGCUGAGCGCAGCACAUUGCUUCGAAGGGCCACUCGAAGUAGAGCUUCUUAAAGUGUAUCUCGGCCCCUACAAGCUGUUUGGGUCUAUUUCCAGCACCUCCGUCAACGUAGAGUCUGUCAUUGUUAAUGAGAACUAUGCAAAGACCGGAGACGUUGGGGACAUCGCCCUGGUGAAGUUGGCACACCCAGUCAGCUAUGAUAAAUAUAUCAUGCCAAUCUGCCUGCCAUCUUCUUCUGUCACCUUCCCCUGUGGAAUGGAGUGCUGGGUGACCGGCUGGGGGACAACAUCUUACAAUGGGGAUUCACCUGUAGAUGGGAUCCUCCAGCAAGUGAUGACUCCACUCAUCGACUACAAAACUUGUGACCUGAUGUAUCACGUGAACAGCAAUGAAAACAACAAUACAGUUAUUAUCCAAGAUGAAAAGAUAUGUUCUGGCUACAGAGAUGGGCUGAAGGAUGCAUGUCAGGGUGAUUCCGGAGGACCUCUGGUGUGUAAAGUUCAUGGCGUCUGGUACCAGGUUGGAGUUGUAAGCUGGGGAGAAGAUUGCGCGGCUCCCAACCGCCCCGGAGUGUACACCCUGGUGACAGCCUAUCAAGCCUGGAUCAGCAGAUACCUCAAUGUGACCUUCGUCAAUGUGACAGGAAUUCCUCCACCAACAAACACAUGUGGAGGGGACUUCAUCAGCAAAACCACUGCUUAUCCAUCCAGCACAGUCACAGACAAGGCCUAUCACCUUUCACGCCAUCACUGGAUGAUCCCGGCCCUAGCUGGUCUUCUUCUCACUUAUCUUUAACCACAAACUGUCUUCAGAAUCAGAAGAGGAACUUGCAUCUUCCCAUCUUUAUUAACCACUUCAGCCCCGGAAUUUACCCCCUUCCUGACCAGAGCACUUUUUGCGAUUCGGCACUGCGUC